AUGGAUAAUGGGGGAGAUUUGGUUGUGGGGACACAACUAGGAAAGAGGAAGAGAGCUCUUUUAGAAGAGGACGAGGAGACUGAGGUUGCUGACCUGUGUACUGAAAGUCAGGAUAAUCAUGAGGUGUGUAGCAGGUGUGGGGGAACUCAUAGAUUUGCUUAUCACAGGUCAUUUCAAGUCCAGUUGUCCUACUUUGGAUGCGGAGGGAGUUCAGGUACCAACGUUCAUCGUUCCUCUGGAGGUCAAGGUCGAGCCACAAUAAAUCUCUGUUGUCUUCACCCUUCCAUGUCACAACCCAACACCACCACCAACAAUUGCAAUAACAUGGAAAAAAGAAAACUGAUAUGGAGAAAGAGACUAGGCGGGGAAGAAGAUGGAGUGGGGCUGUUUGAGGACCAGAUUGAGUUCAAUUCAUAUAGGGAUAACGCAUUUGAGGACGAGGUGGAGGAUACUAACGAAGAUUUAUUUGAUAAAUUGGUCGACGAUGACGAUGAUGGUUAUAAGGUCACCCCAUUAUCCUCAGAAACGACCAAAUUAGUUGAUGGGAACGAUUCUGAUGAUGCUAAAGCUUUUGCUAAUUUAGGUAUCAAUGAUGUUAGCACUAAAGUCGAAGAUUUGGGGAAAGUAGGCGUUGAGAUCCCCAAACCGAAGUCUAUCAUACAAAUAUCCGGUAAUGACUCGGUUGAUUCUGAAGAUUCCUAUAAGUUCGAAAACCCUAAGAUAACUUUUUGUUGAAUUAGCCUCUGCAUAUUUCAAUGUCAGCAAAGAAAAUUAUAGCUAUAUGCCAGUCUGGAGGUGAAUUUCAGACUGAAAAAGAUGGUUCCAUGUCGUACAGUGGUGGGGAGGCAUAUGCUGUUGAUCUUGAUAUAGAUACACAAGUAAUUGAUUUCAAACAGGAUUUAGCAGAAACAUUUGGAUACAGUGUUGACAACAUGCUGAUCAAAUACUUUCUCCCUGGAAACAAAAAGACACUUAUCAUGAUAUCUAAAGACAAAGAUCUUAAGCGCAUGAUUAACUUCUUUGCUGACACUGAUCAAGUUGACGUCUUUGUCAUGCCAAAUGAAAGUGGCAGGGUAGCCCCGAAUCUCUCCAACAUGCCUGCUACUGCUAGUAGGUAGUUUAGCACUUGUUAUUUCUUUCAUUCAUUUUUUUUCUUGCAAGAUACUCAGAUGUUUCCUUUUCGAAGCUUAAAUUCCAAAUCUUUUUACUAUAUGAACAACUCUGGUGCUACUACUACACUAAACAACUAGCCAGAUGACCACUGUUUCUGGGACUAAUUAGCAUGCUUAAUUGAAUUUUGUUAGCUUAAGUUUUUCAUAUACUUUAAUAACAUAAUCUUAAAGCUGUUAAUGUUAGUUUUGAGUUUUGCACAUUUAGUAUGCUUAAUAGUUCUUGUUUGGAACAUACAAUAAUCGUA
Molecule: messenger RNA, 1417 nt
Organism: Lactuca saligna
Lineage: Eukaryota; Viridiplantae; Streptophyta; Magnoliopsida; Asterales; Asteraceae
Source: the annotation of a GenBank genome assembly